This is a messenger RNA of Sphaerodactylus townsendi, 1172 nucleotides long. RefSeq names its product nitric oxide synthase interacting protein (gene NOSIP). Gene Ontology annotation, molecular function: ubiquitin protein ligase activity. NCBI's taxonomy places the organism in Eukaryota, Metazoa, Chordata, Lepidosauria, Squamata, Sphaerodactylidae. Bases 150 to 1025 code for a protein of 291 amino acids. The transcript is spliced from 10 exons. The record is from RefSeq and is a predicted model, not a curated record. Gene Ontology annotation, cellular component: nucleus.
UAGAGCUCUACCUUUCACUUCCGGAGAGAAGUCUUCCUGGAUCCGGUUCUACAGAAAGACGGGGAUUGAGCGUUGGGUAUGGAUUGGGGGCUGUAAAAUAGCUGCCACGGAAGCCAAAGGGCAUAAGCUGAGACUCUCCCUGAGCCCCUAUGACGCGCCACGGCAAGAACUGCACAGCGGGGGCUGUCUAUACUUACCACGAGAAGAAAAAAGACACAGCUGCCUCCGGCUACGGGACCCAGAACGUCCGUCUCAGCAAGGAUGCCAUCAAGGACUUUGACUGCUGCUGUCUCUCCCUGCAGCCCUGCAAGGAUCCUGUAGUCACGCUUGAUGGAUACUUAUAUGAGAAAGAAGCCAUCCUGGAGUAUAUCCUGCACCAGAAAAAGGAGAUUGCCCGGCAAAUGAAGGCUUACGAAAAGCAGAAGAACGAGAAGAAGGCAGAGCUGGCAGAGCUGAGCAAGGCUGCCAAAGAGUCCAAGGUGAAGAGCUUCCUGGACAAAGAGCUGAGCAUCGUCAGCAAGCCCCUCAACCCCUUUGAUCGCAAGGAAGGCGAUUCCCAGCCUGGGCCCAGCAACGAAGACAAAGCCAAGCAGUUGCCCAGUUUUUGGAUCCCUUCGCUGACCCCAGAAGCCAAGACCAAAGUGGUUCAGAAGCCAGACAAGUGUGUUUAUUGCCCCAUGAGCGGGAAACCCCUGAAGCUGAAGGAUCUGAUCCCAGUGAACUUCACUCCCGUAGAUGCCAGCGUGGAUCGAGUCGGGCUGAUCAACCGGCAGGACCGCUACGUGUGCGCUGUCACGCGAGACAUGCUCGGCAACUCCGUCCCUUGUGCUGUGCUCCGGCCUUCGGGCUCUGUGGUGACGCUGGAGUGCGUGGAGAAACUCAUCAAGAAGGACAUGGUUGAUCCAGUGAAUGGAGAGAAACUAACGGACAAGGACAUCAUUGUCAUACAGCGGGGUGGCACCGGCUUUUCAGGGUCUGGGGUGGAGCUGGAGGCCAAGAAGUCCCGCCCCGUCAUGCAAGCUUAACGUGGCUCUCGAGCCAUAGCACAAACGGCUCCACUGCUCUGGGCUUCCUGCCAAACGGAGAAUAUCGCGUGUGGUGGAGUGGUGUCAACAGCUUUCUGUACUUUUGUAAAUAAAGUGAGGACUUCUGUAUCUGCUUGUGGACGAAAA